CAAAACAAAUGAUAAAGUGCCCAUAAAAUACAACUGUGUGUUUUACUAACACUAGCGAUUCAGCACAGAUACGAAUAAACAUAAAAAGUAAACAAAUGGGGAAAAACGGUGAGCUAAGCUUUUAAAAUUGGAUUUAAAACAAAAUAGCAGCAACAACAAAACAGCCGACAGAAUGAAAAAAAGCUAAAAAAUUGCAAGACUUUUAAAAACUGGCUCAGUUGAAAUUUGUUAUUAAAUGUGAGAACAACAAUUCAGAAAAAUAUAAAAAAAAGAAACGGGAAAUACCUACAGAAAAUAAGUGUUAAUAAAAUUAGAUGAUUUUUAACAAUUUAUUUAAAAGGAAAAUUAAAUAACUUUAAGAAAACUAAAAAACAAAUUACAAACAACAAAAAUAAAGAGUUCAACCUAAGUGAAAACAAACAUACCAACAAAAUGGAACGUACAUCCCAGCGUUCCAAUUUUAAAGAGAAUUCAUUAAAUUCUAGCUGUGAAAAUGUCUUAAAAAUAGUCGAACAUCAAAGUAAAACAAAAACCUACAAACACGUGGCUGAGAACACAGAAACUCAAAGAUCCAGCACAGUAACCCUAAAGACUAUUCAAAAUUUACCACAAACCACCUCAAGUACAGGUCAACGUAAGAAACGAUUACAAAGACAAAAGUCAACGGUGUAUAGUGGUGAUGAGACAGAAUAUGCCGCCGAUCUCGAAGAGGAGGAUGAUGAUGAUGAAAUCGAUGAGGGUUAUGGUCCCAAUGAAAGAGAAUCCAAUUUAACAUUACCGGUCGUCUCCAAUUUAACCAGUCAGAAAAAGAAACAAGUACGUUUUCGCAAUAAACAACAAAGUGAGAGUUCAUUGAAACUGAUGAGUCAACUUUCACCCAUCGAAAAGACUUUCUCCUCUUCAUCCUUGACAUCUUCAUUAAAUUCAACAUGUACCACUGGUUCGGCGAGCAGUCAUGAACGUCGCUUAAAGUCCGAUGGUUCGUUUGAUUCGAUACCAGAAUUGCCGCAUUGCAGUGGUCUACUACAGAGACAAAAGUGUAUUUUAAAUCGUGAUAAUUCAGUACAUUCCGAUUCCAGCCGUUAUUCCAGUGUGGAUAGCUUACUAGAGGCUCGCAAACCUGAUCCAGAGGCCAUACUAAUAAAUCUUGGUUUUGGUCCAGUGGGCUCAGAAGACAUACUCUCACGCAUACCAAAGCGUUUUCUUAAACCCUCUCAAGUGCGUGGCAUAGACACUGAAGCCUUUAUAAAACGUCUGCAGCUGGCCAAUAAUUUGGCCGAUCAUAGUGUUUUGGGCUAUCGUGGCCUCACCGGCAAUCCAGAUAUUCCACCUUCCCAUAUAGUGGCCAAAAUAAUGGAACGUUUUGAGGUUAAUGAGCGCAAAAAGUCAAUAACCUCUAUGGAACUGAAAUUACGAUGACCAUUCAUAGUUAAGCUGUUUUAGUU
Calliphora vicina (urban bluebottle blowfly) is the source of this 1445-nucleotide messenger RNA. It is a transcript of the gene olf186-M, whose product is annotated as Ki-ras-induced actin-interacting protein-IP3R-interacting domain olf186-M. NCBI's taxonomy places the organism in Eukaryota, Metazoa, Arthropoda, Insecta, Diptera, Calliphoridae. The transcript has 2 exons. Gene Ontology annotation, molecular function: signaling receptor binding. The coding region runs from base 433 to 1419 and encodes 328 amino acids. The record is from RefSeq and is a predicted model, not a curated record.